CUUUAUUCUUAAUUUCUUAUUGUGUUUCCAGUGUUGAUGUCGUUUUCCCUUGGAGAGACCUUCGCCAUCGAUGAACGUCUCAAAGCCAAAGUUACAGUCGUCACCGUCGAUGGUUCACGUUGUUCUCAGGUGCGCCGUUCCUCUCUCGCUCUCUCUAAGGAAACGGUUUUCCCGCUCUCACUUUCCCCAUUUUCUCGGAUGCCAAACACAAUUUUUUCCUCCCUUUUAAGUCUCUCAUGGGUCACCUUCCCACUCCGUUUUCUCAACCGUCCUUCCAUUUCCUCCCUCCUAACCCUAACCCAAAUUCCGUCUCGUUAAACGCUGAGCUUCAAAAUCCACAGCCCCAAAAUCUCACUCCUCAACCUCUGGACUUCUCCGCCACUCUCUCGUCCCUCAAUGGUCUCAUUCAUCACUCUGAACAGACUCUUCGCGCGCUAUUUUCUCUUCUCCCACUCCAAAACCCUAAUCAAGCUCAUUCCAAUGGCGUCGUGCCUUGCCCUUUCAAUUCCCAACACCUUAUGCACCCGAGUUCCCUCUUUUCUCAUUUCCUUCAUUGCUCGUCCUCUCCGUGCCCUAUUCAAUUCGACCUUCUUCCUCAACUCAAUUACACCGAAACCUUAAAUUCCUCUGAUUCUUCUAAGGCAGAACGUGGCUUUCUUCAGACACUUCACGGCUCUGACUCGGAGCUCUGCUUCUCUCUGGAUGAUUUUUAUUCCCAAUUUGGGUUCAAUUUCUUCUACAAUGACUGCCAUGGCGUGGUUAAUCUCUCUGCUCUAGAUGGCAUAAGCAGAACUUUUACGCUUCCCGUUUUUCUGUCGGUCGAAUGCGCCAAUUUUGUGAGCAACAACGAAGAAGAAAGGAAGAGUUUUGAGAGAAAGAAUAGGAAGAUUCUCCCUUCUGAGUUGUGGGCUAUUAGAGCUGAGAUUGAAGCUUGGAAUGAGUAUCCAAAUGUGUAUUCGUACCGUGUUCUUUAUGCCAUUUUGGGAUUGGAUUUUAUUAGUGUUUGUGAUUUAGCGAGAUGGGUGAUUGCCAAUUCGCCUCAAUAUGGAGUUGUGAUUGAUACGGCUAUGAGGGAUCACAUAUUUCUCCUUUGUAGGCUCUGUUUGAAGGCAAUUCUAAAGGAAGCUUUGAAUUUGGUCGGAAACUGUAAUUCAGUGAAGAUUUUGAAUAGUAUGAACUUUAGUUGUCCCAUCCUGGUUCAAGCUUUAAUGUGGUUAGCGUCUCAGCUUUCUAUUUUAUAUGGUGAAAUGAAUGGGAAGUUUUUUGCGCUUAACAUUCUCAAGCAAUGUGUAUUAGAUGCUGCAUCGGGUUUAGUAUUUUUCUCGUUGGAAAAGAGUGUGACUGAGACUCCUGCUUUAGAGGAGGUUCCCCAGAGUUUAGUAGAUUCUAAUGGCAAUGGAAUAAAGGGUUCUGAAGUUCAAAAACCACUUGAAAUACGUAGAAAUGGAGAAGUGAAUAGCGUUGUAGAGGAAAGCUUUACUAGUGGUGUGAUUCUUGUGUCUCAGUUGGCUGCAGCCAUUGCAGCAUUGCAUGAAAGGUCUUUGCUUGAAGGGAAAAUUAAGGGACUGCGUUUUCACCAACCACUUAAUAACUAUCAACGGGUUGCUGAGCAUGAUUAUGUAUCGCAUAGAGCUGAUGAAGAGCGCGAAAAGCGCCCUCAGUAUAGACCCAUAAUUGAGCAUGAUGGGCUUCCUCGGCUGAAAGUAUCUAACGAGGAAACGAGCAAGACAAAGACUAGAGAGGAAUUAUUAGCAGAGGACAGGGAUUACAAAAGGCGAAGAAUGUCAUAUCGUGCCAAGAAGGUGAAGCGAACAAACUUAGAGGUUAUGAGAGAUAUAAUAGAGGACUUCAUGGAUGAAAUUAAGCAAGCUGGAGGAAUCGGGUGCUUCGAGAAGGGAGCUAAAGCAGAGGAUACUCUUUUAUUGAAACCGUCCUAUGCUUCUGAAAUAACCUCAGACAUCAACAUGUCAGAGAAAAGGAACUAUGACUCAUCUGCAGCAGGUGAUAGUCCAGAUCGCCACAGGAAACAAUCAGGCUUUGACUAUGGUGCCCGUGCUACAACUUUCAAGGGUUAUACUCAUAAAGAUUAUGAGCAAACUAAAAGAGGUCUUUAUGGUGACCAUGAACCCAAGGACGAUCAGAGAAGCAUCAGUAGAGAUAAACGUGAUAGAGAGUACUAUUCCAGAAGUCCAAGACACGAUCGAUCAAGUGAUUGGACUCAUCACCGAAGGGAACAAAAUGAGAGGGAGGGAAGUGGGACCAAGCGUCAUGAGUCUAAGCACUCAUCUUCCAGAAAGUCCAAGUAUUACGUGAAUAGAUUAUCAACUUUUGGAUUAACUUCCGAACACAAGUCCAAAUCUAAAGAUAGACAUCACGGAGAUAGAUAUGAAAAUCGCAGUUCAGCACUUUUUUUGCGGAAUACUUUUGAGGAUAGAUAUGAUCCUUCAGAGUCUCAUGGCACAUAUGAAGAUGAUAUCCCUACUAACAGCAAGUAUGUCUGGGGUGAUAAAUUUGUUGAUGGAAAAUGACCUAAUGGGCAGACAUUUCAGAGAAACACAUUUUUCUCUUUACCUUAAUAAACCGGAGCAGUUUUACCAUGUGGGGUAAGUUAUCCGGAGUUAUCCCUCGUCUUUUCAUCGUGGUUUCAUUUGAAUUUGAAAAUGACAUUUUGUUUGUAACAUGCUUCAGCACAACUUUGCAGUUCGAUGUCAUCAUGCUUCAGCAAGUUUUUUAUAUCCGUAUCCUCCUUUUGUAUCCUUGACUGUUUUUUUGUUUCUAGUCAGCUUUUAGUUUUUGUUUUCUUUUUAUUGCAGUUUGUUAAAUUUUGAUAAGAAAUUGGUUGGAGACAUCUGACCACUUGGAUCGUUUAUAUCAUUUUUCUCUUGUUUACCAUCGUGAUUGUAGAUUCGUAGGUCAUAAUCAUUUAGACAUAGAUGUCCCGUGACAAAAUAUAUCACUGCAUAUUUGCUAAGCUAUAUUGGCAUCAUUAAUUUUUGCCUAAUUAUUCCUAUGAUUAGCCCACUGGUGUUUUUUCAGGUAAGCAAACUCUUCCAUCCUGCUCAUGGCUCGAAUAUUACGAGUGCCUGUACGAUUUAAACAAAAUUUUCUGUAAGAUUGAAGUUUGUAAUUUGAUUUCUUUCAUUGAGUUGUGAACACAUUUUGAUUGAAUGACACUGGUCUUAGCUUUUGUUGAGUUGAACUUUUAUUCGGAGUACAAUG
This is a messenger RNA of Morus notabilis, 3219 nucleotides long. Its product is annotated as U11/U12 small nuclear ribonucleoprotein 48 kDa protein. The record is from RefSeq and is a predicted model, not a curated record. NCBI's taxonomy places the organism in Eukaryota, Viridiplantae, Streptophyta, Magnoliopsida, Rosales, Moraceae. The transcript is spliced from 4 exons. Bases 237 to 2528 code for a protein of 763 amino acids.